Klebsormidium nitens is the source of this 899-nucleotide messenger RNA. NCBI's taxonomy places the organism in Eukaryota, Viridiplantae, Streptophyta, Klebsormidiophyceae, Klebsormidiales, Klebsormidiaceae. The record is from the annotation of a GenBank genome assembly.
GGCACAGCAAAGCUUGUAUUUAGUUGUAGCAAACUGAUGACUAUUCAUUGCAUUUGAGGCGCAGAAAAGACGUCUCCAAGCCAGGAGAACGAGGAGGAAGAUUCAGCAGUCCACUUUGCACUUUCGACUGAGCUGAGCACGACGUUCUUAUGAGCUCUUCAGGCGUUGCCAAUGCAUGCGAUGAAACUAAGAUGCAGGACUGCCAUGAGCAAAUGUCGGCUCUAGAUGAACUGCCCACGCACGCGAGCAUUGUCGCAAGGUUUGGGCUCUACGAAAUUGACGGAUUGUGCAAUCCUCAGGUGAAUGCAGAUGGGACUGUUUGGUGCUCCUGCCUGCACUGCCACUGCUGGCACUCCUAUGUUGAGGGGAGGUUGCCGGAAGGAACGCACGUGCAGUACGAAGUGUUCACACGGGAGUUUGUACACGGCUUGGCAGCCUAUCUACGAGAACGAGCAGCUGUUUACCGCCUGCCGCGGGUGAAAGUAUUAGAAGUGGGGGCGGGUGAUGGGCGUCUCUCUCAUUACCUGCGGCUGCUUCUGGAGCCAAUGCCUGGGGAGGCAAGCAAGGAACCGGUCUUUGAAAUCGUCGCCACGGACAGCGGACAGCGGGGCCUGGCAUCAGGCCAGCCGUACGGACACGAGGUGCACGAGCAAGACGCAGUGGAGGCCCUCGCAGCAGAGCAGCCCCAUAUCGUGAUUGCCUGCUGGCAGCCCUUGGGUGUCGACUGGACCGCAGAAAUUCGCAGGACGGACAGCGUGCUCGAGUACCUUUUGAUUGGAGAAAAGGACGGAGGCAUAUGCGGCCAUCCAUGGUUGACUUGGGGUGUAAAAGCAGACGACUAUUGUCAACAGAGCUGGACUGCAAUGACCACGUUCGGCCGCAACAGGUUGGGAUACUAA